GAUGGGGAAGCGGAACCGCUGGGACUCGGACUCGGACUCCGGCGAUGAGCGCGCCUCGAGGCGCAAGCAGAAGCUUCCCAGUCGCAGUAAAUCUCCAUCCAACUCCGCUGAUAUCUCCUCUCUAAAUGCCAGCACUUCCAACGUACUUACACACUCUACAGCCGCUGCAAUCGCCCUUCCAGAUGACCCAGCGAGACACAAUUUUUACCUUUUGGGCUGCCGCAGCGUCGAUUGCUACGCGCGUAUCGGUAAAAUCGACGAGGGCACAUAUGGUGUCGUGUCCAAGGCGCGAGACAAGGAAACGGGCGACAUCGUGGCGCUUAAACAGGUAAAGAUGAGCGCUGAUGUUAGCCAGGAAGGCUUCCCCAUCACGGCAUUGCGUGAGACCAACGUGCUGCUAGCUUUGGACCACCCGAACAUUGUUCAGGUGCGCGAGAUGGUGGUGGGGUCCACACCUGAUAAGAUCUACAUGGUCAUGGACUACGCCGAGAACGACCUGAAGAACGUCAUGCAGACCAAGAUGAAGGCUCCGUGGCUGCAAUCCGAGGUCAAGUACCUGCUGCACUCGCUACUGAGUGCUGUGGCCUAUAUGCAUGACCGCUGGUACAUUCACCGCGAUCUCAAGACCAGCAACUUGUUGUACGAUGCACGAGGUGUGUUGAAAAUCUGCGAUUUCGGACUGGCACGCAAGUAUGGCUCACCAUUGAGAACUUACACGCAACUAGUGGUAACGCUGUGGUAUCGCUCACCGGAAUUGCUGCUUGGAGCCAAGAAUUACUCGACGGCGGUGGAUAUGUGGUCGGUUGGUUGUAUUUUCGCCGAGAUGUUGCUGAUGAAGCCACUGUUUACAGGACGAGGAGAGCUCGACCAAACUGAUCAGAUCUUUAAGCUGUUAGGAGCGCCGAACGAGGAGAACUGGCCAGGUGUCGAUGAGGAUGUACCCGAUGCAAGUGUGAGUGUACGUGGCAAGUGGCCAAAGCACUCACGACUGCGAGAUAAGUUCCCCCUAGCUGCUACGUUCUCGGGUAGUGGAUGUUCUCUAUCAAAGGCAGGGUUUGACCUGUUGAGUCGGAUGUUGGCUCUUAGCCCACGUAAGCGCAUUUCGGCCAAGGAUGCACUGGCACAUGAAUAUUUCCAGGAGUCUCCUCCACCCAAGCAACAGGAACUCAUGCCGACAUUCCCUGCAUAGAACAAGACUAGUUGACUUCAUUUGCGCUACGUGUUACUUUCCCACUCAACCACUUUGACUCGCUUCGUGUUUUUUGUAGAACGGUCACACUUGCCCACAUGCGGCACCACCUCCGUCGCUGAGGAAGUCCAGAUAUGCUUGGUCCUCGAACCGACUGGGUAGGAAUGCGUCCACAUGGUUAGCGAGGCCACAUCCUUCCAACUUCUCGCCCAUGACGUGUGUGGCAAGCAAGUGUCCCGACGCUGCGCUAGACAUGAGGCCAACUCCACUCAUUGCAGACUGUAAGAACACGCCACCGACGGUGUUUGGUGCUGGUCCGAUUAGUGGCAGGUUGUCCAGCGUCUUGCAGUAGUAGCCACCACUGACGUAGAACGAGUCCCGCACUUCAGGUCGCGUCAGAUACGACUUUACUUGAGGGAACAUCCUCGUAAGCCCGCGAACACAGACUUCGGGGAAUCUGCAGUAGCGUUGUUAGUCUCAAGUGCAUAGUCUUCACACACUAGAGUUAACUCACCUCCUGUCCAAAAUGUCUUCAACUGGGUAGUGCGCUGGCACGGGCUCGAUAUCGUACGUCCAGACUGCCAUCAUCUUAUCCCCAUUAUACGGACGCACAU
Molecule: messenger RNA, 1803 nt
Organism: Phytophthora nicotianae INRA-310
Lineage: Eukaryota; Oomycota; Peronosporomycetes; Peronosporales; Peronosporaceae
Product: CMGC/CDK protein kinase
Exons: 1
Biological process (GO): regulation of mitotic cell cycle; protein phosphorylation
Cellular component (GO): nucleus
Molecular function (GO): cyclin-dependent protein serine/threonine kinase activity; ATP binding
Source: RefSeq, a predicted model, not a curated record